GUUGUUUUUCCACGAUGAACACGUUGGGAAAUCGCCUUAAUUUUUGGCUUCCGCGAUUAUAGAGUACAGUCAUGUAUUCCAUUAAAGAGUGUUGUACGUAGCUUGCUGGUUUGUGGACAAAAUGUAUGGCGGAAUAUGACAAGUUUUGGUGCAGACUGAGUGAAAUUUGUUAACUACUCUUUGGAUCGGACGAGGCCUAACUUGUCUGAACUUUUGUACUUUGUGACUCUCCCAAGCAAGUAAAUGAAUGAAUGAGUAUGUUGUUUGACGGAUUUAUUCUAUAGAAUCUACUAUCAGCUUUGGAUAUAGCCAACCUGUGGCUUGGAUUUGUUCAUUUUACAAGGUUGAGCCACCAUCGAUAUACACUUUGAUAUACAAACAUGGGAUCAGAAUGUAGUGUGGAGGAAGAUUAUGAGUUGGACGAGCCUGUUAAUUGUAACAGCAAAGAAUGGAGUUUAUUCGCAGCAAGGAGAAAACAAGAUGACUUUAAAGCCACAGUAUUUGUUCACGAAAAGAGUAGGAAAGUAAAGAACAAGAAUGACGAAAGGAUUGCUAAAGCAGCGCAGUAUCUGAAGAUUCUUAAGCACCCAGCUAUUCUAAAGCACCUUUGGUCUUAUGACAACUCAGAAGAGCUUUGUAUGGUGACUGAACCAGUCAGACCUUUGGAAUCUGUUAUACAGACAUUAGACACGGUGGAGAUUAUUGCUGGACUGUACAAUAUUGUCGAAGCUCUGGUCUUUUUACACGAGAGGGGUGGCCUGUCACACAACAAUGUUUGUCUGUCAUCUGUUUAUGUAAGCGAUAAUGACUGGGGCUGGCGGCUUGGUGGAAUGCAACAUGUGUGCAAAGUUUCUGAACUGACCAAUGAGUUUCUGUCUGGGACACGAGCUCAAAGAGACUCCAAGUCUAUUUCUCCUGAGGAAAAGGAAGGGCGCAUAAAUAUCAAUCUGAAGACAGGCCAUUCUCUGGAUGCAUAUGCCUUUGGCAUGUUCGUGAGUGAUAUCUUGGACACUCGAGCAGAUUUAGGAGAUAUCGGUGAAAAGUUUGGAGAAAAGAUGCAGAGUCUAUUCCUUCAUGAGAAUCCUCAGAUGAGGCCACAAUUUUCCAGUCUUCUCAAUGAUGAUUUCUUCAGGAGCAGUUUCUUGGAGAUAAUGACUUUCCUGAACCAGAUUACAAUUAAAAGUGAUGUAGAGAAAGGCAAAUUCUUCAGUUCUCUAGCCUACAAGCUGACAACAAUUCCUCCCAAGGUUGUUGCUAGACGCAUGCUUCCACGAUUGAUGUCAAGAUUUGUUCUGGCAGAACCUAGUGCAGAAAAUAAUUUUCUUCCUCAUCUUCUCACUUCUAUUAAAGAUGGUAGUGACACUGAUUACCAGAUAAGUGGUCUCACUCCAGUUAUACCAGAUGAGCUGUUCAGAGAACACUGCAUUCCAAUUUUGAUGACGCUGUGGUCAAUAAGAGAUGGGCAUGUCAGAAUGAUUCUUCUCAAGUAUUUCAGUCUCUAUGGAACUUCUUUCAAGGAAGAAGUUCUAGAAAAUUUUAUCCUGCCUCAGAUGUUGAUUGGUCUACGAGAAACAGAUGACAGAAUAGUGGCCGCUACAUUCUCUGCUCUGGCGGUCAUGGUGCCCAUAUUAGGAGCGGAUAUUGUGGUUGGUGGAGAAAGAAGGAAGCACUUCAUCGAAGGAAGACCAAAGUUCAGCACUUCUGAUAGCUUGCCACCAAUCUCCACAGUUCCCGUAACAGAAAAGAAAAUCAGCAACAUCGGCCCUACAAACCUGAGCGGAGUUAUCGACAUCGAAAACAAGUUAAGUCCACUGACAAGUAAAGACACAAGAAGAGCAACUCGCAGUUCUGAGGACAAGUUACGAAAACAGGACAGGGAAAAGCGGAGACAAGAAAUGGAAAGGAAAAAGGAGGAGAGGAAAAAAGAGCUGGAGCGGCGCAGACUGGAAAGAGAGAGAGAAAAGGCAAAAAAGCAGUCAUCUCCAAAAAGACUUUUAGAUCUAGUUAUCCCGAAUGCGGAGUCUGAUCAUAAGGAAUUUGAACCAUGGGAAGAGCUGGAUGAGGCCCAGAGCUCCCCUCGGUCAGACGCGACGAGCCGCCGAUCAAGUCAAGCUACCGCUGACCAUAAUGUUCAGUACUGGAGUGACGAUCACAGUGUUACCAGUGACCAUGACAAGUUGGACAUGACCAAUGUUGAUUUCACGCCACCCUCUUCACAAGCGGAGAAAUUCAACAGAACUUCAUUCCAUACUCGUGAUAAAGACAGUUAUUCCUCUAAAUCCACGCAGGGCAAUGCGUUAAAACUUGGUUCCAAUAAAUCUUCAGGAAGAACGGAUAAAUCGAAACCUUCGAAGUCACGACAUCAAAGCGACGAACCGCCUGGAAGUGAAUUUGAAAUACCGCGAGUUGCUGUCCGCUCAAGUGAGCCUGAUUACUUUGCUGACAUGGAACCCGCUGUGAGUUUUAAAGCGAACGAUUCCAAGGGUUCUGUCUUACAGUCCCACACUGGAGGACUGAGUUCUAAGCUGGCGAUGGUCGAAGAUAGCUCACAGAUGGAAAGUGGCUGGGCCGAUGACUGGGAUGGUUUUGAAUGACUAGUGACUGUUUUUGUGAUAUUUUUAUUGGUAAUCUCACUUCUUUUUUCUCCGAACGUUUAAUGAACCCAUUCUUGUAAUCGACCCAAGAAAAAUAGGUUAAAACGCUCUUAUCCCACAUAGUUUUCUUUGUUUAUCAUGGACAUAAAUCACUAGCAAAGAGUCUCAUUAAAAUUCUCAGUCGCAAAAAAUCGCCAGCGAACACGUAAAAUUGCAUAUCUUAUUUUUAAUAAUUUUCUGUUGCGAAUAAGCCAAGGGGAACUCAGAUGAAAUAGCCACGGGGAGGUGGAAGACCUCUUUUGGUACCUGUGGAUCUUUUUGGUGUUAAAAUUUUUGUGUAAGUUUUUUUUUUUCUUUUGGGUUCACAAAAAGCGUAACCCAGGUUUCUGCACAAAAUUAUAUUUCUGUUCACUUUCAAAGAAUGACUGCAGUCUGCCUAAAUUUGUGACAGAUGCACGACGACUGAGGAAAUGUGGAUGCCAUAACUGACUGGAACGUUUAUUUUUCUUUUUUAUGGCGAGAGAAAAACGAACUUAAUUUUUUUUUUUUUUUGGAGGGGGGGACAAUUUGGUCUCAUUCGCACCUCCCCGUCUCUAAGAUAUCUGAGUACCCACCCCCGGGCAAAUCUGCAGUGAGGUAAAGAAUUUUUAAAUGAGAUGGAAAUUGCAAGUUUCUGUUGUAGUUAAAAUAUUCUUAUUUCGCCGUUUGAGGUGUUUGUUGAAUUCUCGUUGCGGAAUAGUUGUUAUGAAAACUUUUGAACAUGGUUGUUUAAAAAUAGUACAUUUAAGUUAAAUUUUAUGGAAUAAUAUUUACGAUAGAGACUAUUUUACAAAGUUAUCCGGUAAAGAAGAUAAUAUUUUAGAAGGCGAAAUAUCAGCCAAUGAAAUAAAUGAAAUAUUGUUGA
Messenger RNA from Orbicella faveolata, 3498 nucleotides. RefSeq names its product protein-associating with the carboxyl-terminal domain of ezrin-like. Gene Ontology annotation, biological process: protein phosphorylation. The record is from RefSeq and is a predicted model, not a curated record. Lineage: Eukaryota; Metazoa; Cnidaria; Anthozoa; Scleractinia; Merulinidae. Gene Ontology annotation, molecular function: ATP binding; protein kinase activity.